Messenger RNA from Closterium sp. Naga37s-1, 1773 nucleotides. The record is from the annotation of a GenBank genome assembly. Lineage: Eukaryota; Viridiplantae; Streptophyta; Zygnematophyceae; Desmidiales; Closteriaceae.
AUGGCCACGAUACGCGUACCGCAGGGUUCUCUCCUGCCGCACAGGCUGGGACAUGUUAGCGCUUUUCCCACGUCAUCGCGCUUCCCAUCAUGCAACCGAAAGUCGUCAUCUUUCAAGCCUCGCUCCAUUCUCCAGGCCGUAGCGCCCCAGGCGCAGUCGCAGGCGAGCGUCGCAACGGUCGUCGACCAAUCAAGUAACGGCAGCGGCGACGGGAAUGUGAGCGACGGGCCUUCCGGCGACUCGGAGUUGGAGGCGCGGCGGAAUCAAUGGGAGGCAGAGCGGCUGCGGCUGAUUAAAGACGCGACGGCCGCGGCGGUUUCGUCGUACGAGGAGCGCAUCGCGCGGAUCGAGGUGGAUCAGACGGCUGAGAUCGCGACGAUGCGACGCGUGGCGGAGAUCGAAGGACAGGUCAUGCGACGACAAUCGCAAGAAAUGGCGGGAUUGAGGGAUGAAAUCGAGGCGCUCACUAACGAGUUGGUUCUGACGAAGGAGGUCACGGAGCACGUGAUGAAGCAGCGCAGCCGCCGCGAGGAGGAGCUGGCGGAGAUUAAAGCGCAGAUCGCGGCGCAGGCUAAGAAAGUCGAGGAGGAAAGGGCGCUCUACGCGGGCGCGCGGAAGGCGCUAGCCGCGGAGUGGGGGAAGGUGCGGGAGACGAGUUCUGAGUUGGAGCGGAGGCGGGGGGAGGUGGAGGAGGAGAGGGGGAAGCUGAAGGCGGAGGUUGCAAGGGCGGAGGCGGUGGAGGGGGAGGCGGAGGAGGAGAGGCGCGCGGAGGAGUGGGCGCGGCUGCAGGGGGAUGUGAGUAGAGCGGAGGAGCUACAAAGGAGGGAGCAGGAGGAAGGGGAGGGGCGAGGGUACCAGGCAAGGGAAGCAGCUGGAUCAGAGACGGCUGUUUGGCUUUCUGCGGCUUUGGAGGGGUACGUGUGCGUCCGGGAGUGGGAUGAAGAGCGUGAGGGAGCAGCACCAGCCAGAAGUGGCAACAGCCAUUGCCACAGCAGCAGAGCUCUCAGGCCGUGUUUUGAGUCGACUCACUCCUUAACCCUUCUUCUCCUGCCUCCAUUGCAUUGCAUCAGGAUGAAGACUGAAAGGGAGCAGCACCAGCCAGAAGUGGCAACAGCCAUUGCCACAGCAGCAGAGCUCUCAGGCCGUGUAGCCUCCUUCGAGUCUUCCUUGCUGGAAGUGCGCCGAGCCAUAGAAACCACCAGAGCUACACUCUUCCAAGCAAAACUCCGGGCAGAAGAAAAAAACGUUGUUGUGCGGGAGCUUCGCUCGCAGCUGGAUAAGGUGGAGCAGGAACGCGAGUCGGUCGACGUGGAAACUUUUCGGGAGCUGACCGCACAGUUGAUCGAUGCAAGGAGAAUAUUGGAAGAGGAGGAUCGGCAGCAGAAAGAAAUGGCUGCUUUGCUUGGAAGAAUGACGGAGGAAAUUCCAGGAUUGGAAAAGCAACUGGCUGAGGCUCGGGAGGCUCUGGCGGAGGAGAGGAAGGCUCGGGAGCAAGAGGUUGGGAAGCUAAGAGAGUCAGUGGCGGUGGCUCGGGCUGACGCUGCAGAGGCUCGGGUGAGAUCGGUGCGGGCCGAGGCUCCUCUAGUUGCAGCUUUGGAGGAGGCUCGGAGACGGCACAAGGAGGAGGUUCGGGAGCUGGAGGCGAGAUUGGAGAAACUCGUGGUUCGGGAGAUCGGGGCUAGGCGGCUACAGGGUCUUCAAGAACAGGUUGACGACUAUAUGGCUCAGAUCAAGAAGGUAGAUAAAGAUAUCGAGCGUGUUGUUUCAAGGUAA